AUGGAUACGGACAGUGCAUACAUCGCUAUUAGUGGUGAAAAUAUUGAAGAAUUGGUUAAACCUGAGUUGAGAGACGAGUUUGAGACCGACAAGAGUAACUGGUUCCCACACACUGAUAGUGUAGAGAAUGCUCGAUACGACAAAAGAAACCACGGUUAUUCAAAGUGGAAUGGGAAGGGUAAGGUAUUGUUAGUUUAUGUAGUAAAACCUAUUAUUGUUUUGGGGAUGGGAAAGAUAAAUUUAGUUGUAAGGGUGUAAAUAAGAAAAAUAAUAUAAUUAAUAAAGAUAAGUAUUUAGAGGUGCUUUUAAGUAAACGUAGUGGGUAGGGUGUAAAUAGGGGUUUUAGAGUUUUAAAUAAUAUUAUGUGUACAUAUGUUCAACACAAAAACGCUUUUACUUAUUUUUAUCCCAAACGAAAAGUUUUAGAGGACGGUGUGUCCACAAUUCCAUUAAGCCUCACAGCGAGAAGAUUACAUCACACACAAACUCAAAGACUGUGAAUACUGGAGAUAUGGCUAAAAGAUUACGAAGAUAUAGACAAAAGAAAAAGAUUGAGAUAGAGAAACUUAGGAGGUUAAAAAAUGUGUCACUCAGAAUCACCCCCUGAUCUGGGAGUUGUUUGAACAAGAAGAAUUAAAGACGCUUAAAAUAAACGUACAAGCACUUUCCCACCCAUCAAUGCCGCCACUGUUUCAAGUACAAGCAGCUAUUUCUCUUGUCCAACUAAAAAGAUCAUUUAAGAUAAACAUUUUCUUGAACGUCACUUUGCAAGCAAAACUAAGGCUAAAUAGGCAAAAAUGCGACCAAAGUUUGUAAAUGCGACCUCACCAACCCUCAAAUACAAUGGUCAAUUUGUUGGCCAUUAAUGUUUUAACAAAGCACAGUUAUACAGGGAAACUUUUAUGGAUCUUGUGCGCUGUAAUAUAUGGAUCUGUUCUUGUUCCACCAAGUAUCAACAAAGGCUUUAUUUGUGUGAAUGAACUUUAAUUCGGAUUGUGACUGUAUGACACAAUCUAUGUUGUAACGAAUCCAAAUAUGUAAUAUAAACGACAGUUUUUAAAUUUUAAAAAUAAUUUUAAUAUAUAUGUGUAUACAAUUUCAACCAGCAUGUAAUAUAUAAACGGGUAUUUUUAUCUUGCAUUAGUUAAAUUGAAUAUAGCUACCUAGAUAUCAAUUUGAUGUAUGAUUCCAUGUCAAACCUUCUCAGUAGUUUUAUCAAUAAGUAUGCAGGAAAAUCUUUCUAAUUAUGUCAAAAUUUACUCCUAUAGUAAGUUAACAUUGAGUUGGUGUUCUCACAACUGCAACUCAUUUACACCAAAACAGUGUAUAAUUUUUGAAAAGAUUUAUUCAUAGAUUGAGCAUAGCUAGAUACAUUAAAAAUAUAUAAAAUCGAUUAAAGCACUUCGUUUAAAAAGGUUCAAGUUAGUACAAAGUGUCAAACAAACUAUUAUUCAUAUAAAAAGGAACUCUAGUGCCCCUCAAACAUAGAAGGGAAGAUCUCAGCAGACAAAAAGAGAGUUUCGUACGUAGCCAAGACAUAGUUAUUGAGUAUGGUGAAACAGUGUAUAAAGACCUUCAGAGAUGGUAGUUUACGCUCAUAGUGUAGAUUAACACCAAGCUGGUGCUUACACAGCCGCAAUGUGCUUCACACCAAAGCAGUAAAAAAACUUCGGCGGUGUUAGUUUCCAUUCAUGAUAUAGAUUUGCACCAAGCUGGGGCUUAAGAUAAAACGCGGAAACGGACGGAUGGCGAUGGACGGAUGAUUUAUGCUCUUGUUAAACGUCAUUCAUAGGUCAUAUUGGAAGUAUUGUUUCAAUUAUCAAUGAAACAAGGGCAGUCUUUUGAAAUAAAUGUCAGAGCAGUCCUGGCCUUUCGAGAAAUUGGUAGAUGUCACGAUAUCAAGACCAAUUUCAACACGAUUAAGAAUCUGCCUGCUGCACCGAAGCGAAACCACUUCACCAAUAUUCAAAAUAAAAAGCUCCGCCCAUCGUGAAACAGUGUGCAAAUGAUAGUAUGGCGAGUAAUACUAUGAAUGUUAAGCAAAUGAGUGUGAAUGCUUCUGUGGAAUGCGGAAUAUCGAUUGAUGGUACCUGGCAAAAACGAUGCCAUGCGUCCCACAAUCGGGUUGGCACGGCAAUUUCGUUAGAUACCAAAAAAUGCCUUGAUGUUGAAGUUAUAUCCGAGAAGUGCCGACAAUGUCUCAAAUGGAAUAAGAAGCAGAAUGACCCCAAAUACAAAGAGUGGAAAGCAACACACCAAUAUAAAAUAAAUCAUGAGGGGGUUCCAACAGCAUGGAAACGGUUGGUGCUGUAAGGAUUUUCAACCAGUCAUGUUCAACAAGGGGACUAAAGUAUACAAACAUCCUUGGUGAUGGUGAUUCCUCCACUUGUAGUGCUAUUGUUGAAAAUAAGCCAUAUGGAGAGGAUUGAACACCUAACAAGCUAGAGUGCAUUGGUCAUGUCCAAAAAGGAGUUGGUAGCAAGUUGCAACAACUCAAGAUUUCUGAUGGAAAAGGCUUGUCUGGUAAAGGUAGACUUACUGAUGGAAAAAUUGAUGUUCUGCAAAGUAUUACGGACUGGCAAUAAGAGAUGGCCAAUGCUAUCGAUGCAUCGCUUUUACAUGUUGCUUCCACAGAUGAGAACCGAUAGCAUCAUCUUCGCCCGAAAGGAAAGGAUAUUUGGUGUGGUUAUCAAAGUGACAGUAAAACGUACACACAUAGGAAUGGUAUUCCAAAACCCAUUGUGGAUUUGAUUCAUCCUGUAUAUGAAGAUCUUUCUAAAUCUGAGUUGCUGAAUAAAUGUACACAUGGAUUGACCCAAAAUGCGAAUGAAUGUUCGAGCGGGAAAAUUUGGGACAGAUGUCCGAGAUCUACUUAUGUAAAGCAGGAAACAGUAGCUCUUGCCACGUACUUAGCUGUACUUAAGUUCAAUGAUGGUGACAUUUCGCUCCUCAAAAUCCUUGAAGAUCUGGAUAUAUCACCUGGUUUAUUUACAUGCAAGGGUUUUCUUUCCGGUCAACUUGCAUGAUACGUACAUCAUAUAUUCGAAGAUCAAACCACCGGCUGCAAAAUGAAUCUCUCCUUUGGUUUCGUCUUAUUCAACGACGACACUGAACAAAUGCAAUACCACCAUCCCUCAGCCAACAAUAAUCGUGUUUUCGAUGCCCGGUAUCAAAUACGUAACCGUCAGAAUUUAGCCCAAGUUCGUGCAGCGUUGGAAAACUUGGGAUGUUUUUGAAUGGGCAAGGCAACAACGACCGAAUUCAAAAUGGGUCGGCAUGGAUAUCACUAACGCCACCUUUUACGUGACAACGCUUCGAGAUCACCCCAUCGGACGUUCUGUACGUUUACCUAAAUACGUGUUGGAGAAUCGUGCUAUCGUAUCGCUAGAUUGUAAUUAACAAACUGGCUUACCGUACGAAGACAAACUCUGUUUCUUCGUUGUGUGCCCUUGCACCGUGGAUGUCACACCCAUAAUUUAGAACGUGACACUCGGCAUUACUUCGAACGGUUUUCUGAAGAUGAUAAUUUUGAUGGUGUCACUCUCCAGGAAUUACCAGAGUUAGACAAGUUAUUCGAACUCGAAGACAAAGAAGAAACCAAACUCGUGGCUCAACUUAUAGCCUACAACGCUCCCACAGUGCCUAUGAGAAUUCCAUGUACCUGA
Paramuricea clavata is the source of this 3665-nucleotide messenger RNA. Lineage: Eukaryota; Metazoa; Cnidaria; Anthozoa; Malacalcyonacea; Plexauridae. The record is from the annotation of a GenBank genome assembly.